CAAAAACGACAAAUCGUGUUGUGAUAAAGUAUUUUUGGGUGUUUACAUUAUUAUUAAGUUAAAAUGUCUGCAUUUAAACAGUUAAGAGAUGUCAGCAACGCCUUCGAGCAGCAGUUGCGCAGUAUAUCUUCUGAACUAUUCUCAGCGAAAAUACAAGAGCCUUUUGAAGAAGGACUAUCAAACAAACUACAAGAUUUAACUUUUUUAACUUCAAAAUUAAGGCUGUUAAAAGCUAAACCUUUAUCUGCCUUACCACAAAUCACAGAAGGUCCGAAAUCGCAAGAAACAAUAAACGCAUAUGGGGAGUUAGCCAAAUGGAAGGUUCUAGAACAGACUAUAGUAAAAUCUUUGACACAAGCGCAUGCAGUGAAGGCUCUCAUUACAACGCCGGAUCGAAAUUUAGACCCUGAUCUUGUAGAAAGGAAAGAGCAAAUAACGACAGCACUCAAGGAGUUUCGCCAUCAAGAAUCACAGCUCCGUCACUUAAAGAAUUUGGAAGCAGAGAAAGAGGCAGAACUAGCUGCUACCAGAUGUCUCUGGGAUCAGGAACUGACACAGCUUAGAGAGAUGAGAGAAUCCGGCAACUACUUCGAAGAAUAUGAUGUAUCAAGCCCUAUGUAUAAAAAACUCCGCACCGUGGUCGAUAAACUGGAGCUAAUGCGGUGGUUGGUUGGAAGAUUGGUGACGUCACGAGGGUCACGUGAUUGGCUCGCGACCCCCGACCGCACGGCCCAUCUACUCCGAUUGGCCACCAAACACAACACCGUCGAUACAUUCCUUAAAGACUAAAUUCCUUUGACAAAAUAUUUUGUAAACUUUACGAAUCAAUAAAACAAGUUGU
Molecule: messenger RNA, 841 nt
Organism: Spodoptera exigua (beet armyworm)
Lineage: Eukaryota; Metazoa; Arthropoda; Insecta; Lepidoptera; Noctuidae
Source: the annotation of a GenBank genome assembly